Pogoniulus pusillus (Red-fronted tinkerbird) is the source of this 3915-nucleotide messenger RNA. RefSeq names its product growth differentiation factor 1 (gene GDF1). The coding region runs from base 1982 to 3094 and encodes 370 amino acids. Gene Ontology annotation, cellular component: extracellular region. NCBI's taxonomy places the organism in Eukaryota, Metazoa, Chordata, Aves, Piciformes, Lybiidae. The record is from RefSeq and is a predicted model, not a curated record. Gene Ontology annotation, molecular function: growth factor activity; cytokine activity. The transcript has 2 exons.
UGGAGCUGGCGUGGCCUGGGCAGCCUGGCUGGAUCUGGGGACUGACCCAAGGCCCUGUGCUCAAACCCAGCGAGCCAAAGGCACCAGGAGGGCUCCAUCCCUGUCCCCCUUCAGCCCCUGCCUGGAUCUGGGGCAGAGACCCCCCCCCCAACCCGGCAGGGACAGGCCCCCCCUGGGGCUUGCCUGUGACCAGGCAUCAUCUGCUGCUGCUGUGCUUCUUGCAGCCAGCCCCUGCUGGGGCAGCUGAGGUGCUGGUGGCAUUGCUGGGGCAGACAGGAGCUGGAGCUGAUCUUAGAUCCCUUGAGGUUCUUCUGCCACUGCAGCCCUCAGCUCUCCUCAGCCCCUCACUGACUUCUCUCUUCGUUGUUGGACCCUGCCACUGACCCCUCCUCAGCAGCUACUGAAGGGUUCUGAGACCCAGCACUGAACUGGAGAGGGAAAUAUCUUCUCUGUUGGCAUCAUCACCCCGAAGAGGAGCCCAAAGCUGCCAAGCAGGGACUGGGGAGCUGAUGCCCUGCACCUCUGAGCCUCCCUCCUCAGGAGGGGUCACCACCGGGGAGCUGCCCUCGUGUCUGGAGCCACAGCACAGGAGCCCUGCAGCUUUGUCCCAGCUGCUGCCCUGCAGGAUGAGGGCAGGAGACUCAACCUGCUGAAAAAGCCUCUGCAAGUCCUAGAGCUGCUCCAGAAGCCAGGCCCAGCCCUGCAGGGUCCCUGCUGAGGGUUCUCUGGACUCUCACCCAACCUGCUCAAGCUGAGAACAGUUCCUGCUCCUCCUCUUGGUUUUCCAGGCAGCAGCAGCAGCAGCAGCCCUGAGCCUUGCAGGGUCCUGAGGCUGGGCUGGGAAUCCCUGUGGAUUUUACAGCCCCCCAGACCCAGCCUGUCCCAGGGCCCAGGACCCCCCAGCUUCUGUGUGCUUCCUGGGCAGCAGAGCUCCCUCCCAGCCCAGGACUGGAGAUGCUGGGGGUGGGCUUGAGGGCACCAAUCCCGGGUGGGUCACUGCUGGUUUGUGGUGCUUGGUCUGUGGUGUGGGUUGGACUCCAAGCUCCUGUGAGCCACAGGGAAAGUUCCUGAGUGAACAGAGAGCAAAAUGUGACCCAGGCUGAGGGGAGCUGGCCCAGGCUGUGCUGGGACCUCCUGGCUUGCCACCAGCUGGCAGGGGUGUGGAGGGGAGCAGCUGUGCCCUGCAGGGCUUCAAAAGGGUGCAGCUGCUCGGUGCAGGGUCUGAAGGGUGCAGCUUUGGGUCCUUGGCUAUGAAGCAGGAGGCACAGGAAGGUGGAGAUAAGGAGGGACCAAUGUCCCAGGCCUCUCUCUGGGGCAGAGCAGGGCUGGGGCAGAGGUGGUGCCACAUUGAGGUGCUGGCAGUGCCCGGGCAGUGUGUGGGUGGACAAUGCUCUGGCUUGGGCUUGGUCAGGCUUCAGUGCCCGGGGCUGGGGGAGGGCACGGUUGAUGCUGAUGGCUUCUUGUGCUGGCCCCGGGGCUGUGUGUCCUGUGGGCAGGGCAGAGUGUGAUGGUUUGGUGCGCUGGAGGUUGAUGGCCUGAAGAGAGAGGUGUUGGGAGGCUGUGAUUGAACAAAGGGAUUGGGAGGAGGGAGCAAAAGGAGGCUCAGUCCUGCUCCCCCCGCCCCGGGCCUGGGGUGGGGGAUUCCAUGCAGGGGAUGGGAGCAGUGCUCGGCUUGCUGGCAGCUUUGUGGGGAAGGGCAACUUCCUCCCUGCCUGCAAGGACCUCGCUGGUGUGGAGAGGCGGCAGAGGCUGGAGGAGCCCUGCGGGAGGGGCGCAGCUGCCCCCUGGCCACGCAGCCUCAAGGGGUUAACAGGUCCCGGGGAGCCUGGAGGGGCCGUUCACACCUUCUGCCCAAUCCCGGGAAUCCCUCGGUGCUAAUGGAGCGCUAACUCGAUCAAAGGCUCCAAUCAGGCCACCAACACCCCCCUGGCCCCGGGUCCCCCAGCCCAGGCUGCUCUUUGUCUGCAGCAGGAGAGAGGCAAUGUGGCUGCUGCCCAGCUUCAGAGCUGCCCUCGCCUGGGUUCUGCUCAGCCUGGUCCUGGCCACGGAGCUGAGCCUGCAGGAAAGUUUGCUCCUGAAAUCCUUGGGUUUGAGCGCCAAGCCCAGCCCCAAAGCCCCCAUCCCUGUGCCCUCUGUGCUCUGGAGGAUCUUCCAGAAGAGGAGGACGCAGCCUGCAGCAAACCAAGCCCCGGGGGACGGCUGCAGGGUGGAGGAGUUCAAUGUCCCAGGGAACAUCAUCCGAGUCUUCGGCGACAGAGGCCACUUCCUUCACGAGGAGCAGCCCCAGGGCUUGCUGUGCCUGCAGAAGCUUCUCUACUUCAACCUGUCGGUGCUGGAGCAGGACGAGCGCCUGACCAUGGCUCAGCUGGAGGUCAGGUUCAGCCGCAGCUCCUACCAGCCCUCCAGCCAGGGGCAGCCCUUCGAGCUGAGGCUCUACCAGAGCUCGCAGCUGGCCCUGCAGGGGAUGCCCUCCCCCGGGCACCGCCGGAAGCUGCUGCUGGAGCAAUCCUUCGCCCAGCUGCACAAAUCUCUGCUCUUCAACCUCAGCGCCGUGGUGAAGGACUGGAGAACCUUGGGCAGGAACCUGGGCUUGGUCCUGGAGAUCUCUGCGAGCGGCAGCGAGGAGCCAGCAGCGCCGGCGAGCAGGGGGCUGCAGAGCCCUUGCGGCAGCAUCACCUCCUUCCUGGACGCCUCCCUGCUGGUGGUGACCCUCAGCCCGCAGCACUGCAAAGCUUCCAGGAGCAAGAGAAGCGCUCAGCGCCCCCCAGUCGCCCCCAGCGCCCUCUGCAAGCCUCGGCGCCUCUACAUCAGCUUCAGCGACGUGGGCUGGGAGAACUGGAUCAUCGCCCCCCAGGGCUACCUGGCCAACUACUGCCUGGGCCAGUGCCCCUUCCCCCUGACAGCAGAGCUCAACAGCACCAACCAUGCCAUCCUGCAGACCAUGGUGCACUCGCUGGACCCCGAGGGCACCCCGCAGCCCUGCUGCGUCCCGGUCAGGCUCUCGCCCAUCUCCAUCCUCUACUACGACAACAGCGACAAUGUGGUGCUGCGGCACUACGAGGACAUGGUGGUGGAUGAGUGCGGCUGCAGGUAGCAGCGGCUGGGGCGUGGGGAGAGGGCUGGGAGGAGCCCAGGUGUGCUCAGCUCCCUCCGUGCUGCUCUUCAGAGGGGCUCCUGCUGCUGGCCGGACCGGUGGAGCUCUGCCCUGGGCUGCUCUUCUCCACACGCAGCUCCCUGGGGUGGGGGCAGGUCAGGCAUGAAGGGAUCGUUCCUGGAGCUGUGGGUUGGUGCUCAGCUCUCCAAGCAGCCCUGGGGUUAUGACCAUGCCUGGUGCUGGGGAUCCAUUCCCUUCUCCACUGGCAUCAGGCUGUGAACUCCAGACCCUUCUUGUGCUUGGCUGAGCUGCUGCUGCUGCUGCUUCUUGGCUCCUUUAGCUCUUAACUGCAAAAAGAACUGAUUUGAGUUUUGUUCUGUUUGGUGAUGUGGUGCUGAGGGCUGCAGGGUUGGCAGUGCCAGGAGGAGGUGAGGUGCAGGGUUGGCAGUGCCAAGAGGAGGCGAGGUGCAGGGUUGGCAGUGCCAGGAGGAGGUGAGGUGCAGGGUUGGCAGUGCCAGGAGGAGGUGAGGUGCAGGGUUUGGCAGUGCCAGGAGGAGGUGAGGUGCUGCCUUUAGUCCUGCUGCAGGAAGAGGUGGCAUGGUAGGAGCUGCAGCUCCCUGUGCCCAGGAGCAGCUCAGGGGUCCCUCCUGCUGCAGGAGCAGGGGACUGAGCUGUGGUUGGCACUGGGGUGGUUUGAGGGUGGGGGUGGCUGUGGCCCAGAGGUGCUGGGUGGCCGCGGGAGCAGAGCAAGGGGAGCCUCGCUGGUCACAGCUGGCUUUUGUCUGAGCAAGGAGAGGGUAAAGCAGGAGGCUGUGGUGUCC